AUGUCCUCCCUCCCAACAUCCUACAACACCCUCUCCCUCCCCCAAAUAACCCUCUCCCACCACCCCGCCUCCUCCCCCUCCCCAACCCCAGUGAUACUCCUCACCCUCAACCGCCCCUCCGCCCGCAACGCCUUCACAGACGAAAUGGCGUCCUCCCUAGCAAAAGCCUACACCCUCCUCUCCACCGACCCCCGCGUAAAAGCCAUAGUCCUCACCGGCUCAGACCCCUCCAACAAGACCUUCUGCGCAGGAAUGGACCUCCACAACCGCGUCCGCCUCCCCUCCCACCGCGACGCCCACCGCGACACGGGAGGCCUCGUCGCCCUAGCAAUGCACAACUGCUCGAAACCCAUCAUCGCCGCAAUAAACGGCUCCGCCGUCGGCGUGGGCAUCACAAUGGCCCUCCCCGCCUCCAUCCGCAUCGUCUCCCGCGACGCGAAAAUCGGCUUCGUCUUUGGGCGGCGCGGGUUCAACAUGGAGGCCUGCUCGUCCUUUUACCUCCCGCGCCUCAUCGGCGCCGGCCCGGCGCUGCAUCUGUGUACCACGGGAGGGGUAUACCCCGCCACGAGCCCGCUACUGCGCAACUUAUUCAGCGAGAUCGUCGCGCCGGACGAGGUUCUCCCGCGCGCGCUGGCGGUCGCCGAGGAUGUCGCUGCGAAUGUGAGUACCGUGGCCGUGAGGGUGAUGCGGGAUAUGAUUCUGAGGUCGCCGGCGAGUCCGGAGGAGGCGCACCUGCUGGAGAGCAAGAUCUUCUUCGACCUGUUUAGCGGGAAAGAUAGUAAAGAGGGGAUGGAGAGUUUCAUGGAGAAGAGAGCGCCGCGGUUCGAGGCGACGAUGGAGAAGGAUGCGCCGACGGCGUACCCGUGGUGGAAAGAGGUUGAUAUCAAAGCAAAGAUUUGA
Messenger RNA from Colletotrichum paranaense, 900 nucleotides. RefSeq names its product enoyl-CoA hydratase/isomerase. The transcript has a single exon. The coding region runs from base 1 to 900 and encodes 299 amino acids. Lineage: Eukaryota; Fungi; Ascomycota; Sordariomycetes; Glomerellales; Glomerellaceae. The record is from RefSeq and is a predicted model, not a curated record.